UUAAAAGUUGCUUAUUUUUUCUACUUAUUUCAACAGUUACUCUAAGCACGAAUUACGAAUCGAAUAAACGAACAGGUUACAUCCUUCGCGAUUGUACGUGUGACCAAUCAUUUUCUUGGUGCGUGUUCGUGCGUUCAGUGCGUUGUCAUAUCACAGCUAGCUAGCUGGCCGCCUGCAACAAACAAACAUCGAAUACGGGUUGCCUCAUCCGAAUCGUGAAAUAUAUCGUGCUUUUACCGCAUCUAUAAAAGAUCGGCUGUGCCGUUCACAGUUGUAUGUGCUUCAGUUUCUAGUCACAAGAACGCAUUCAUAUUACACAAAGUGCGAGCUUCGGUACUUUCUCCGCAGGGGUAGUUUUGUGGUAGAAAGGUAGUGCGUUGGGGAUCUACGUGCACCGUGGGAUAUAACUAUCAACAACGCCACAAUGCGCAUCACCGUGAUGGACGCCAACUCCACGGACAUGUCCACGUUCGAGGUGGCCGAUGAUAUGGAGCUGGAAAAUCUAAUCGCCCUUUGUCGGAUGGAGUUCAACAUGCCGACCCACAUGGAGCUGGUACUGUCGGCGAAACAGCAAAUGCUGCUGGACCAGAAAAAGACGCUUACGCACUAUGACGUCAAGGAUGGCGAUAUGUUACUGCUCCAUAAGGCACCCGCCUCCCAACCUCCUGGGGCAACAACCGGUGCUUCAGCAGCGCGGGCCCGUCCAAUGAUGCCGGCACCAUCGAGCAGGGAAGAACCUGCGGCGUUGGCCAAUCUGGACUUUGGCUCGAUUCAAGUACCUACCUCAAUUCGAUCAGGUGCCGGUGGCAAUGGUGGAAAUGGAUCCUCCAGCGGGUUGAACCGUCCAUCCCCAUCGAUCGGUCCCGAAGACGAUCCCGCUGUAGUGCGCGAAAUGUUCCUCUCGAAGCCGGAUCAACUCGCAUUACUGAAACAAAACAAUCCACGCCUAGCUGAGGCAUUGCUUUCCGGCAAUCUGGAAACCUUUGCCACCGUUCUUCGGAAGCAGAUUGCCGAACGAAUGGAGAAACAGCAGCAACGGCUCCGGAUACUUCAAGCCAGCCCAUUCGACGCGGAAGCACAGCGUUUGAUCGCAGAAGAGAUCAAGCAGAAAAACAUCGAAGCGAACAUGGAGGCGGCGAUGGAGUAUAACCCGGAAACGUUCGGUACGGUCGUGAUGCUGUACAUCAACUGCAAGGUGAACGGACAUCCGGUCAAAGCGUUCAUCGAUUCGGGCGCACAGGCAACGAUAAUGAGCGCCGCCGCCGCUGAACGCUGCAACAUUAUGCGGCUGGUCGAUACGAGAUGGGCCGGCAUUGCGAAAGGUGUCGGCGUGCAGCGCAUUAUCGGCCGGAUUCAUAUGGUGCAGAUACAGAUCGAGAAGGAUUUCCUCACGUCCAGCUUUUCGGUGCUGGAGGAACAACCGAUGGAUAUGUUACUGGGGCUGGAUAUGCUGAAGCGGCACCAGUGUAACAUCGAUCUGAAGAACAAUGUGCUGCGCAUUGGAACGACCGGUACAGAGACACCGUUCCUGGCGGAAGGCGAUCUACCCGAAUGUGCCCGUUUGACCGGAAGCCCUGAGGAGGAGAAACGUGCCCUGGCCGAGUCGGCGAAACUAGCGGAAGAACUUGCCAUCAAGGAAGCACUCAGCAAAAGUCAAAGCGAUCAAGCUUCGACGAGUGGAGCGGGAAGUAGUGGCAGCAACGUCACACCGACAACAGAACCAUCGCCUGCCAGCAGUGAGGCUGCGAAAGCGCCAGCAUCACAGUCCACGGCACCGGAACCAAUGCAGGAAGAUGUGGAACCACCGCUGACGCUUCUGCCGACCGAUCGGUUCAGCGAAAUGGAUGUAGUCGAGCUGGAAUCGAUGGGCUUCAAGCGUCAGAUGGUGAUCGACGAACUUCGGGCCGCUAACGGUGACAAAACGAAGGCCACUUCAGGUCUGUUCGCGAAACUAGGGUAAUGCGUGCGCGCCGGUCGAAACAGGUCCCAUAGAAGCGGAGGUUGUACCUGUAGCUUCUCGUACACUGCCGGAAGUAUGCUUCGUGCAUCUGUAAUCACUCGGGCAAAAGGGAGCCGCUUUUUUAAUACCAAUUUGCACCGUUUUACCUAUGCCUAAUCGAACUAUUUUGUGUCUCAGAAGUGCUUGAAAGUCGUUGAUAUUUCGUAUUCUUUCCACCGCAUUUACUAUGGGUGAACUGUUUUAUAUAAUGUCUUGUACGUGCAUUCGCUACCUCUAAAUUGCAUUUCGGCAAACAGGAAUAACUGGAAAUGCGAUGUGUGGUUCGUGGCUGUGGGAUUGAAACGUGUUUGACUUCUUUUUUUCUUUGCUUAACUACCUACUGGGUUUUACGGUGAUUUACGAACCUGCCUUCCGGAAGCUACUCUUGAUUUGAUCUGUUAAUAACACCGUAUCAUGGAAAAGCGUUCCUUUACACUUUCGUGCGUACAAAUAACGCAUGUUGUCAUGUCAUUAGGAUGAAUACAACGAUCAAAUUUGUUUGCUACUGUU
Messenger RNA from Anopheles moucheti, 2509 nucleotides. RefSeq names its product protein DDI1 homolog 2 (gene rngo). The transcript is spliced from 3 exons. Bases 425 to 1960 code for a protein of 511 amino acids. Gene Ontology annotation, molecular function: aspartic-type endopeptidase activity. NCBI's taxonomy places the organism in Eukaryota, Metazoa, Arthropoda, Insecta, Diptera, Culicidae. The record is from RefSeq and is a predicted model, not a curated record. Gene Ontology annotation, biological process: proteolysis.